UUCGUUUCGUCCAUCGCUGGAUAACUUGCUUGUAAACUGCUUGCUCUUAAAGAAUAAUAGCGACGGCGCCAGACGACCCCGCGGAUACACACUUCCAGAUCGGACUGGAUCCGACCUGAUCAGAGACGACACACCGAUAAUACCUUGCUGGACCUGACUGUAACGAAAGAUGCAUUUUACAAAGAAGAUUGACCGCGCCUUUCAAUGGGCCGGCGAGAAGAUGGGCUCCGAGGCCCGAACCGGCCACUCGGACGAGUUCAAGAACCUCGAGCAAGAGAUGGCUUUGAGACAUGAUGGCAUGGAGCGCAUGCAAAAAUCCAUGGGAGCCUACGUCAAGUGGAUUUCCCGUCGCAAUGAGCUCCUCGAUGACAAGGAGCGUGGUUCUCCCAUCUCCUACCUUGGCCGCACCAUGGCCACCCAUGGAGAGGACUUUGAGCAGGAUUCCGAGUUUGGAAACUGUCUCCUGUCCCUCGGUCGCGCCAACGAGCGCAUUGCCGGCAUCCAGGAUUGCUAUGUCGACUGUGCCAAUGCUACUUGGAUGGAUAACCUCGAGAGGAGCCUGGCUAUGAUGCGAGAGUACCAGGCACAGAACACCCGCAAGAAGCUCGAGAACCGACGUCUCGCCUAUGACGCCAGCACCAACAAGAUGGCCAAGGCCCGACGAGACGACUUCCGAAUCGAAGAAGAGGUCCGCAUGAACAAGGCCAAGUUUGAGGAGACCAGCGAGGACGUCCUCCGCCGCAUGCAGGAUAUUAAGGAGUCCGAGGUUGAGAACAUUGCUGCUCUUACUCAGUUCCUCGACGCUGAGCUCGACUACCAUGAGCGCUGCGCUGAGGAGCUUCGCCGUGUUAGGCAGAGCUGGGCUGGAGGUGCUGCUGCUUCUCCCACAACUGCACCUCGGCCUGGCCGAAGCCGAUCCAACACUGCUCGAUCCUGGCAGGAGCCUCGUCACCAGGCUGUCUACGAGGAACCCGAGCCUGAGCCUGAACCUGUCCGCAUUCCUCAUCGUUCUCCCGGUAGUCGUCUUGCACCACCUCCUCCUCAGCCACCACGACCAGCCAUUGCCAGGGCCAACACCUUUGAGGCCCGCUCGCCUACGCCCCUAGCCAACCUCCGCGUUCCUGGUGCUCCUCUCUCCCGGGUCGUGACUGAUGGUGGUUCUUAUGGUCGAAACGGCCACAACGACGAUGUAUUCUCUGAUGAUGUCUCAACAAGUCGAAGCGGUAGCCCAGACUGGUGCGACCGCAGAAGCGCCAGCCCUGCAACAAGCUAUGGAAGCCUGAGCCGCAGCACGAGUGCCCUGGCUCUGGGCAAGAAGCCACCACCACCUCCUCCCAACAGGGCCAAGAAGCCCCCGCCUCCUCCUCCUGCUCGAAGGGAGAAUCUUGGAUAUUGAUGCUUGAUGAGUGGACUUGAUGUUUUUUCUUUUUGAACUGGGUAAACUUGGGUCUUGGGUGGCGUUAGGUCUCGUGUUGUCAUCUGGGUUAGCAAGAUUGGAUUAGAGUCACGUUGAACGCGACGGAAGGUUUUUCUGUCCUCGGGGACUAAUUGAUUUCAUUGUUAAGAC
This is a messenger RNA of Fusarium vanettenii 77-13-4, 1567 nucleotides long. RefSeq lists its product as uncharacterized. Gene Ontology annotation, molecular function: protein binding. The record is from RefSeq and is a predicted model, not a curated record. NCBI's taxonomy places the organism in Eukaryota, Fungi, Ascomycota, Sordariomycetes, Hypocreales, Nectriaceae. The transcript has 3 exons. Gene Ontology annotation, cellular component: cytoplasm. The coding region runs from base 170 to 1396 and encodes 408 amino acids.